This is a messenger RNA of Scheffersomyces coipomensis, 1413 nucleotides long. RefSeq names its product putative carboxylic ester hydrolase. The transcript has a single exon. The record is from RefSeq and is a predicted model, not a curated record. Gene Ontology annotation, biological process: medium-chain fatty acid catabolic process; medium-chain fatty acid biosynthetic process. Gene Ontology annotation, molecular function: acetylesterase activity; monoacylglycerol lipase activity. NCBI's taxonomy places the organism in Eukaryota, Fungi, Ascomycota, Pichiomycetes, Serinales, Debaryomycetaceae. Bases 1 to 1413 code for a protein of 470 amino acids.
AUGAUCGGAUUAGGAUGGAUAAGGUCUACAGUGGAUAAUUAUUAUCCUAACAAACCUAUUAAAUUCAUUUCUAGACUGAAAAAUCAAGAUCAAACAGCGAAUACAUCCACCUUACCAGAAAUUUUACAAUCAGCGGUACCAGAAUUAUAUCAAGAUAACUACUUUUACAUUAAUCCAUUAUUAUCAACUGGUCAUUUUCAAACUGCAUAUACUGCCAUCAAUAAUUUUGAGCAUAUAGAUCAUGUCCAUUAUAAGCGUCGAAUCUUGCCCAUUGAAAAUAAAACUUACAGAGUUGAAGAAGAUGAUAUCAAAUAUGAUCGUUGGGAAGGAAGUUCAACUGUUGCCCUUGAUUAUGUUGUUCCAGAGUCAUUAACAGAUCCUGAUCAUUUGAAUUUCAGACCUUCAUCACAAACCCAUGAUUUACCUCCCAGAACAGAAUAUCUUGAUCCAGCAAAAGAAUUGGAUUUGAUUAAGGAUGAUUCGAAACCAUUAUUAAUUGCUCUUCAUGGAUUAUCAGGGGGAUCCUACGAAGCUUACAUCAGAGCAGUAUUAUAUAAGAUCACUUCUGCUCCAUAUGACUUUGAUGCUGUUGUGUUGAAUUCUCGAGGCUGUGCUAAUCAUACUAUUACAUCCCCUCAAUUAUAUAAUGGUUUAUGGACAAAUGAUUUAAGAUAUCUUAUAAACGAGCAUAUAAAACCAAAAUUCCCAAAUAAGAGAAUCUAUUUAAUUGGAUUUUCAUUAGGAGGAGCUAUUUUAGCUAACUACUUAGGCCAAGAAGGUUCAAAUGUUUAUCCUAUGAUCAAAGGUAGUUGUAUAGUUGGUACCCCAUGGGAUUUCCCUGAUAGUGCUAUACACUUGAGAGAAAGUUUAAUCGGUCAUAAUGUUUAUUCACCUACCAUGUGUCAGAAUUUAUUAAAGUUAUUGAAUACUCAUUAUGAAAAUGAAGGAUUCUUAAAACAUGAUAAAUUCAUUAAUGAUUAUAAGAUGGAUCCAAGUAAGUUCAAAGCUGUUAAAUACUUGAAAGAUUUUGAUGAUUUAUUUACUUCAAAAUUAUUUGGAUUUAACAGUGCUGAUGAAUAUUAUCGUCAUGCUUCUCCUGUACAACGAUUAUUAAAAGUUAGAGUCCCAACUGUUAUUUUAUCCUCAAAGGAUGAUCCAAUCACAGGAUUCAGAACUUUACCCAUCAAUGAAGUUAAAUUAAAUCCUUAUACCACCUUAGUCACAACUACUACUGGUGGUCAUCUUGGUUGGUUUACUGUAUCUGGUAAAAGAUGGUAUCCGGAACCGAUUGCGAAAUUGUUACUGGAAUUAGAUCAAAACUGGCAAGUUGGAGAAGUUGAAGAUGAAUUAGAUUUACCUGUUGAUAUAGAUAAGUCUUGGAAACAUGAUAGAUUGGUCUAUGGCAUGUUGUAA